This is a messenger RNA of Fusarium odoratissimum NRRL 54006, 255 nucleotides long. RefSeq lists its product as uncharacterized. Lineage: Eukaryota; Fungi; Ascomycota; Sordariomycetes; Hypocreales; Nectriaceae. The coding region runs from base 1 to 255 and encodes 84 amino acids. The transcript has 2 exons. The record is from RefSeq and is a predicted model, not a curated record.
AUGACGAAUGGCCUUCUGCUACAGGACCAUGUCAAUGACAACGCGCUCGCAAACUAUGCCUCUAUCAUGAUCGAUGAAGCGCAAGAGACAAGAUUUCCAGCUCCAGAAGCAAGCGGAUUACAACGGCAGAGUUGGAGUGACUAUGCUCCUGACGGCUCCUAUUGCGUAAGCCUACAUGAUAACGAACUGGACGUGGUAGAUGAACCGGAUCAGGACAUCGCAUCCUUUCUGCAGAAGAAGGGUCUGCUCCUUUAG